This is a messenger RNA of Papilio xuthus (Asian swallowtail), 1085 nucleotides long. RefSeq lists its product as uncharacterized. Lineage: Eukaryota; Metazoa; Arthropoda; Insecta; Lepidoptera; Papilionidae. The coding region runs from base 307 to 1062 and encodes 251 amino acids. The transcript has a single exon. The record is from RefSeq and is a predicted model, not a curated record.
AGAAACAACAAUCCACUAACAGUACUCAUCAAAACAAAGUGAUAGUGUCCAGAAAUACCCACAACAAAUUGGUGUUGCAUAUUUUUCAAGAUUAACCCAACGAAGCAAAUCUGCAAAAUAUACAAAUACAAUUGAGGUUAGAACACUACUUAUUUUUGAAUUAAUGUCAAUCUGACACUCGACAACAACCAUCAGCCAAAGACAAAUGACAAUCUAACAUCUGACAGUUAAGGGUUACCAUCACAAGAAAAUCAGUCCUACCAAUAAUCCGUUCCGUUUUAACAGAAAUUUUAUUAAAGCAAAAUAAUGGAACAACAAUUUAAGAUGUUACUCGACCAAAUGAAGCUAGAAAUGCAAAAACAAACCAUCGAAUUAAAAGAAUCGAUUACCAAAAACAUAAUGGAUAAAAUCGAUGAAAAAUUAUCACCCUUAAUUACAGAAAAUAAUAAACUAAAAAAGAAAGUCGAAGAUCUUGAAAACGAAAUAGAAUAUUUAAAAAGAGGUAACAAAGAAAAUAACAUCAUUAUCUAUGGAUUGGAGGAAAGUGAGAAAUCAACAUCUGACCUUUUUCAAAAAAUUACAUAUACGCUCAAAAACGAGUCAAACGUACAUUUACAAGAAAGCGAAGUGAACAAAAUACGCCGUCUAGGCAAACAGAAAGUCAGUAGCAAGCCGAGACCUGUGCUCUGCGUACUUAUUAACAAAUGGAAAAAAGACGAAAUUUUGAAAGGAAGAAAAAAUCUCAAAACGAUCUACAUUUCGGAGGAUUACACAAAGGAGGUUCUAGAGAAGAGAAAGGCGUUAAUCCCAAGACUGCAGGAAGAAAAGAGAAAAGGAAAAGUAGCUUUUAUAAAAUACGACCAAUUGAUAGUUAAAGAAUCAAACACAAACUUUGACAAAAGAAAACGAGAACCGUCUACGUCACCAAAGUCACCUUCGAAUACGCAGACAAAAAAGCUACAGACUAUUAGUUCUAUUAAAUCUAACCGCACAAAUGCCUUCGAUAUCAUGAGGACCCGUUCAAACUCUCUGACUAGUAUCCCACAAAAUAACAAUCAAUAGCAACUACUAACAACCGACAAUCG